This is a messenger RNA of Manihot esculenta (cassava), 1008 nucleotides long. Its product is annotated as major latex allergen Hev b 5. The transcript is spliced from 2 exons. The record is from RefSeq and is a predicted model, not a curated record. NCBI's taxonomy places the organism in Eukaryota, Viridiplantae, Streptophyta, Magnoliopsida, Malpighiales, Euphorbiaceae. Bases 142 to 609 code for a protein of 155 amino acids.
GCUAAAGCUAUGCAUUUAACAUCUCUAUAAAUAGCUCUCACAUUCAUCAUAUCUUCACUUCGCUCCUUACCAUUCUUUCUCUCCUUGAAACCAGACCAUCUCUAUACGCUCUUUCAACAUCCUUACUUUUUUGCUUUCCAAAUGGCCAGCGUUGAGGUUGAGACAGCCGCAACAGUACCUGAGGUGAUCAAGACUGAGGAGACGAAGACCGAAGAACCUGCCGCACCACCUGCCUCUGAGCCCGUAGCCGCCGAUGCUAAACCUGCAGAAGAACCUGCAGCUGCUCCUACAGAACCGGAAGUUGAAGCUCCUGCCGAGGCUGAAACCGAGAAUGUUGAAGAAGUAGAAAAGGUUGAGAAGACUGAGGAGCCUGCACCAGAAGUAGAUCAAGAGACAGAAAAGCCAGCUGAGGCUGAGGCUGAGCCUGAGGCUGAGGCUGGGGCUGAGCCUGAGCCUGAGCCAGUUGCAGAGGAGAAGCCCACAGAGACUGUAACAGAGACACCAGCUGCUCCUGCAGAGGAAGAGAAACCAGCUGAAGAAGAGAAGCCAGUCACUGAAGCACCAGAGACAGCCACCACAGAGGUUCCAGUGGAAAAAACUGAGGAAUAAAUAGGCCUAUUAUGUGAAAGUUUGGGAGAUGGAGUUUCUGUUAUUUAUUAUAUUUUAUUUAUUAAGUUAUGGUUAUUAAAGGUAAGGAUCGAUUUGGAAUGGUUUUGGAGAGCUGUAGAGUCAGUGUUUGAGCAAAAUCUGGGAUCUAUCUGAAUCAGGGCACAUGGCAGGAGAUGAGAGUCACUGUGAAGUCUACAUGGGUUAGUGAUAUUUGCGGUGUGAUGUGCGGAUGUGAUUUGUUGUUUCUUAUAAUAAUGAUAUUGUUUUUCUUUUCUUUUAUUUUUUUAUUGCCAAUGGAUGUGUGUUUUCAACUAGGUCGUCUAUGUCAUGUUUAUAUAGUCUGUUAUUAUUUCAUUAAAAUAAUAUAAAUAAAAGAAAAAAUUCAGAAGGUUCAUUCUA